Messenger RNA from Cyprinus carpio (common carp), 2978 nucleotides. RefSeq names its product scratch family zinc finger 1b (gene scrt1b). NCBI's taxonomy places the organism in Eukaryota, Metazoa, Chordata, Actinopteri, Cypriniformes, Cyprinidae. The record is from RefSeq and is a predicted model, not a curated record. Gene Ontology annotation, biological process: regulation of DNA-templated transcription. Gene Ontology annotation, molecular function: RNA polymerase II cis-regulatory region sequence-specific DNA binding; DNA-binding transcription factor activity, RNA polymerase II-specific.
AUAGACUUUUUACAACAAUAAAUUCUUAUUCCGCAGAAACAUGGCGGGCGCCGUGAACGUAGGAAAAAAAUGAGACUGAGAGACGAAUAACAGCAUCAAUAAAUCAUUCUCGUCCAAUGUUGUUCCCGGGAGAUUUCUGAUGGAUGAAAUUAAGCACUUCCAUCUCCAUCUCCCACCUGAUCGCGCGCGUAUAAAUCCCAGCAGCUGAUCAGCAGAGCUCAGACAUCAAACCAACCCCGCGCGAGCAGAGACGACAGCGGACACCUCUCUCUCUUUAACAUUAACAACCGCUCCUCCGGAAACGUGCUCGUAUUUAAAGCUGCCCAUUUUUGGAGCGCUUCCAUUUGGGUCUGAGCGCACUCUGACACGCGGCUCCUGGAGGCGGAUCUGCUGCUGCUGCUGCUGCUGUCCAGUGCUGAACUUGCAUUUCGCCUGUGCGGAACGGCUUGCGCACAGUUGAAGCUCCGGAGCUUCCGCGUCUUUCCCCCCGCUCAGGUGUUUGACUUUCAGCCCUGCAGGACCAACUCUUUUAUUGUGCGGUGGAUAGAGCGUGGAUAUCGUGCUGGAAGAGGCUUUCCGCUCUGCGCUCUAAACAUGCCAAGGUCUUUUUUGGUGAAAAAGGUGAAGCUAGAUGAUUUCUCAUCCACUGAACUUGAGAGCGUGUACGGCAGGUCCAGGACCGAUCUUAGAUUUCGGAUACACGACAAAGGCUACAUCAGUGACUACAUCACCCCGGCCGUUUACGAUGGAGAAAGUGACGGUGGCACCAAAGUACCUUCUCCAGGACCGAUUUACGACAGUAACCACAGCGACUACGGGGCACCUGACUCGGACCAGCCUGACAGCCCACAAUCCGAGAUCACAUCCGGGUACAUCAACGGUGACAACGCGGUGAGCGAAGGUUACGCCGUGGACGCGUUCUUCAUCACAGAUGGCAGGUCCCGUCGGAAAGUGCUCACCGGCUCGCGGACCCUCCAGCGGCACACGUGCAAUGAAUGUGGCAAAACCUACGCGACGUCUUCCAACCUGAGCAGGCACAAACAGACGCACCGGAGCCUGGACAGCAAAAUGGCCAAAAAGUGCCCGACAUGUGGGAAAGUCUACGUGUCCAUGCCAGCCCUGGCCAUGCACCUGCUUACCCAUGACCUCAAGCACAAGUGUGACAUAUGUGGGAAAGCGUUCAGCAGACCUUGGCUACUGCAGGGCCACAUGCGCUCUCACACAGGUGAGAAGCCCUUUGGAUGUGCACACUGUGGAAAAGCAUUCGCCGACCGUUCCAACCUGCGGGCGCACAUGCAGACCCACUCCGCAUUUAAGCAUUUCAAAUGCAAGCGAUGCAACAAAACUUUCGCGCUCAAGUCCUACCUGAACAAGCAUUACGAGUCAGCGUGCUUUAAAGGGGCGUUCUCACCACUCGCGUCCAUCGAGGCAUGACUUCCGGUCUAUAAAGCACUCACUCCCUCGUCACGUGUUAGGAUGAUUACGCUAUCUUACCCAGUUAUGUCUCACAAUCAAAAUGAAACCCAGUAAUAGCACAAUUUUCUCUAUUUUUUUUUUCUUCUUGCAAAGCUGACCUUAAAGGAAUAUGGAACCUUCGCAUGCACUUCAGCACCCGUGUCCUCAAAUGACGUUCAGACAGUUAACCUCGGCCCUGCGCAGUGCUUGACUAUGACUUGCGUCGAGUGAAGAUUUGAGUGACACCAUGUUCCUCAUUAAAAUAAAACUCUUUUGUAUUGUCAGUGGAUAUUAUCAAACUGCUGCAAGUGGCCCAAACAUAUUCACAAUUGAGGUAAACCGGUAUUAUUUAUUUAUUUAUUUUUAAUAUAUUUAUUUUUUUGUUUGUCUGGUUUUAUUACUUCAUCUAGGAUGUAUGAUUCUCUAUGAUACACUGAAAGUGUGCUUGUCAUGUAUUUAUUUAUUUUAGUGAUUCAUUUGGCCUUUUUCUUUCUCAAUAACGUUGCCUUUUGGGUUACGCCAGUCUUAUUAACAUGCCAAAGCAUUUAGAUCCAUGGUAAUAAUUGUAUGUUGUUUUUAGUUGUUUGUUUUUUAUUUGAUUAUUAUUUUUGUAUACCUACUUAAUGCAUGCAAAAAGAAAAGAAAAGAAAUCUAUGCCAAUACCACAAAGCUUAUAAUUUUGCCAAAAUGUAGAGAUAGUAUCAGGGGGCAAUAUUUCUAGGGGUUCUCAUAAGAAUAUAAAAAGCAAUAAUCAUAAUGCAUGGUAUUUUUGAAAGUAAUAAAGUAUUACCUAUAGCAGUUUUUUCUAAAUCAGGUACGUUUUGAUCCAAUACUCUUAAUAAACAUUUAAAAAUACCACAUCAGGGAAAAUGCCAGUGUAGAGUUUAGUGAGACGAAAUCCAUAAGUCAAAACCAUCUUUCUUUGCUCUCUGCUUAUGCACUGCCUGCCUCGAAUUUAAACGUAGAUUUAGGAUGUAGGCCCAAAGUGCUGUAACUCCACUCUAAGCAAUUCAGAACCAUUCUCUAGAAGUGUGGAACAUGUAAUGGUUUUUCUGAGGUUAACUCAAAGGGACACGCAAAGACAAGAAAAGGACAGGAGCGAUAGGAAGGUGUACCAUCUGCAUAGCCGUUCUGUAAUGCACUCACACUGCAUUUCCUGCUCAGCUCAGACGCUUUAUGAUUUUCUCCAGUUUGGGUGUCCCUGAGGUUGAAAGCACUUCAUUGUAGAAAUCCUUAAAAAGUAGCACAAAAACCCUAGAUUCAGGUAGAUGUUACCUAGCUCUAUCUUCCUUUUUUAUACCUCGAAAGAGGAAUAAAAGCUCAGUUUGUGAGAUGAUCUUCAUGUAGAUACUCAUUUGAAGAGGAAAAAACUUUUUACUGUAGAUUAAUCCACUCAACCUGUUCAAGAAACAAACAAACAAAAAAAUGUCCUGCGACUUUUUGAGCCAAUGUUCAAAUGAUGUAAGCACAAGACACAAGGCAUUUUAAGCACUUCAUAAUAAAGGCAAAGUAAACAAAACCAA